AUGAUUGAAGCGUUUCGCGCGUUGUUCGCACCGAAGCGUCGGCGUGACGAUGCGCAACAGAACGAGGAACAAGCGAAACGGCGCGCGGAGAUCGGCGCGCGCGCGGUGGACUCGACGAGUGCCGGCGGUGCGUUCGACGGCACAGGAGACACGGAAAGCGCGGAGGCGGCGUUCGGAAGCGGGCCGGAGCGGGCGCGACGGACGGCGGCGGAGCGGCGGAACGGACGCGCGGCGGCGGCGGCGGCGAGAAAGAAUGAUGACGCGGAAGACUAUGAUGAGCAAGACUACUACUAUGAUGAUGACGAAGAAGAAUAUGAUGAUGACGAGGAAGAAUAUGAUGAUAACGAAAUCGAUUCGGAAAACGCGUCCAAUCGCCUCGCGCGAUGGCGAAAUGUCAAAGUUGACGAAUCGGUGGGAGCGCGGCGAGCGCCGCUCGCGGAUGCGUUGGCGCAGGCCGUCCAAUCGGUCGCGGCGACCAAGGUUUACCCGCACCAGCGUGCUGCAGCGAUGCUUCUGGUCGAGCGAUUUUGCUCGGGUUCGCCGGGGACACUGUUCGUCAUGGACUGCGGCCUGGGUAAGACGCACACCGUGCUCUUAUUGGCGGGUGCGCUCCUCGCGUGCGGUGUGCGCGUCGUCAUUGCUUCGGAAAAUUUGCUCACGUCGGAGUGGAAACGCGUUUUUGAGGAAUUAUGGCCAGAAUUUUUGGGGGAUUAUGACCUGGAAAUUGUUAUCUCGGGGCACAUGGAUAUCCACAAAACGCACGCCGCGGACGCUCUUGCGCAACAGGAGGACGAAGAUGCCGUCAUCAUUCUUGACGAGGCGUCGAGGUACUCGGACCAGUCGAACGCGAUGCACGCGGCCAUCAGUGAAAGUGUCGCGAACGGCUAUCAGCCGUUUCGCAUUCUUGUCACAGCCACACCGUUCACGAGUACAUUUAUGAAGCUUGCCGACUUGCUCAGUUUGACUGGCGUCGUGCGCGAUGAUGAGCUCGACGACUUCAAGGAAAAAUUUGAACUCGCGGCGCGGAACAUGGUGAACGGCAUCCAGACGGGUCAUGACACGAACGCGACCGAGUUGGCGGAUUUUUGCGCCGAGCUGACGGUGGGACGACGCGCGCUCGAGGAUCGAGAUGCAACCGUGGUCACAUCGCUCGUGCACGAGCUCGCCGUUCGGGUUCAGAAGGACAUCUCCGUCCUUACGAUACCGCUCACGCAGCCGCCUUCGUUUUGGAAUCAACUCAUCGCCACCGCCAGGACCCGGUGUGCCCACCAGGUGCUUGACAUUGUGUCGAAGUGCGAGUUGUCCGACACAUUCGCGUUGCGCGUCACGCGCGAACUUCAAAUCGAGCCGCCUAGCGGCGAUCGUAUGGAUGCUCCGGUGGAAGCAAUCGUGGACUUAAUUUGUACGAUGGCAACCGAAGGCGUCGUCGUCUACGUCCCGUCGGACAUAGCGAGCGGUGCCUGGUACUUGUGGGCCCGCCUCAUCGCGGUUUUGGGACCUGGAAAAUGCGCGAUCAUCGAUCAAGACACGAAGCAAGACGAGCGUCGCCGCAUCAUCGCGUCGUUCGACGAGCCGGCCGACGAACGUGAAUAUAACGUGCUGUUCGCAACAACGGAAACGGCGGGAUUCGGCAUCAAUCUACCUUCAAUCGACUUUGCGAUAUUGCUGACAAGCGCCUGGACUGCUUCUACGAACACUCAAGCGACGUACCGUAAUAUUCGAGCGUAUUCAAACGGACUUGCUCGAUCAAAACGAAUAAUUCACGUCAUCAUGAGCGGGUCGUGUGGAUCCGUCGCGCUCAGUCGAUUCUCUCGCGCAGCGUUUCGUGGUAAAAUAGGCGCGGCUCUGUUCCCGCCGCUGUUUCCUUCGGAUGCCGCGUGGGAUUUGCCAUUGUUGGCGACGACUGAAACGCCGUUGACCACGGAGAAGCGCGAAGCAAUUGCAGCCCUGUCCGAAAAGAACCAAUUUACGAACGAGAUGACCACGAUGACGUACGAGGAUUUUCUGAAACAACUGACAAAGCUCGAGGCCCCGGCGAACCACUCAAUUGAUUUUUUAUUCGAUUGCGGUUUCCACGGCGCAUGGUCGCGUUCGGCAAAGCAACGAUCAUCGGCGGCGAAGACGAAGAAGGGUAUCAGAAGGACUACGGGAGGAGGAUUGGAAUUCAAGACAUUGCGGGCCAAAAACGAGGCGGAGCGAGCGGUCCUCGCUGGAAUUGCGACGCCGCACCCCACGCCGAAUUUGACUUCAGAGGUUUUGGCACAGUGCACCGCUCAGGCUGAUUUGAUCAAGGUGGGCAUCCAACGCGCGCAAAAUGCUCUGGAUCGAGGCCACGUGUGGCGCCCGUCGACGUCGCAAGACUACUCGUUUUUGUUCCCAAAGACCACGUCGAGCGAUGCGCCCGUGCGGAGGAUGAUGAUCACCGCGUCGUCGCUCUCGGGGAGUUUAUUUCCAACGAGACCAGUCAUCCAAAAUAAGUACAUGCGCGCCGGCGUGGAGCUCGAGCCAAGCGCUCUGGAGCACAUCUCGAAAAAGUACUCCUUCAAUUUCGUGAAGGAUGUCGACAAAUGGACGCGCGCGCUCCCAUCGGAUCCCACGUUUUUGGCCGCAACGCUGGACGGGUUGACGACCACGGGCAUCAUCGUCGAAGUGAAAUUCGUGCACAAUUUUAUGGACGUGAUCACGCCGGCUGGGGCAACGAAAAAAUACGAAUCGUAUUUGCCCCAGGUGCAGGCGCAGAUGCACGUGUUCGACAUUGCGAUGGCGAUGCUCGUGUUCUAUUCGAUCGAUGCGGAGACUGGCGACAUGCUCUCGUGUGAAUAUUGGAUUCGACGCGACGACGCGUGGCUCGAUCGCAUGAAGCCUACAUUUGCUGUCGCUCUUGCGAAACAACGAGAACGACAUAACUUCGACCUCAGCUCUCUCUGA
Messenger RNA from Ostreococcus tauri, 2928 nucleotides. Its product is annotated as Helicase, C-terminal. The coding region runs from base 1 to 2928 and encodes 975 amino acids. The transcript has a single exon. Gene Ontology annotation, molecular function: ATP binding; hydrolase activity; DNA binding. The record is from RefSeq and is a predicted model, not a curated record. Lineage: Eukaryota; Viridiplantae; Chlorophyta; Mamiellophyceae; Mamiellales; Bathycoccaceae.